Molecule: messenger RNA, 2745 nt
Organism: Alternaria ethzedia
Lineage: Eukaryota; Fungi; Ascomycota; Dothideomycetes; Pleosporales; Pleosporaceae
Exons: 5
Coding region: 1-2745 (914 amino acids)
Source: RefSeq, a predicted model, not a curated record
AUGACUUUGGGCACAGCACAAGCUCCAACGGAUCGGAAAGGGAGCUGGCUGCCAUUUACCUUUAGAUGGUAUUCUCUAUUGAUCCCGAUAAGUGCCACCGCCAUCCUGGGCAUAACAAUAUCGCUACUUAUUUGGUACUCGCAACACCACUACGGACUCGGUGCCGAUGACGGAUCUUCUGCAGUACUGUUUGGAUGGCGCUUCACACCAACUCUGCUAGCAGUGCUGUACACACAAUCCACGGUUAUCCUAUUUGAAGAUGCCAAGAGAACGGAGCCGUUCGCUCGAUUAGCUCGAGCACCUUCAGAAGGCGCCAGUGCCUACGGUACAUUACUCCAAACGCCCAGGGCCUGGUGGGCUAUCUUACUGGAUAUCGUCCUCAAGCGCAAGUCGGUCGGUAAAACCAGUUGGUGUCUCAUCUGCACGGCUGUAAUCAAUGUGGUGGCCCUUCUCGCUAUAUCUCCUUUGUCAUCCGCCCUUCUUACAUCCGAAGAGAUUGUAAUCACCAAAGCGCUUGACAUCAGCAGAAGCGUUCCUAGGAUUGGUCUCCAACUGCCCAUUGUCGCCAGUAGAGAAACCUAUUUCAGAACUACGUCUGCGCUGAUGAGGAAUCUCUCUACUUCAGCAUGGAUAAAAGAUACUUCUAUCACCUUUCCGAAUUGGCCGUCUACAGAUACAGCACAACUCGGCCCCGAUCUGGUAUCAAGCUUCAACUCCUGGACGGCAGAGACAACGACAAUACAUGCGAACCUAGGUUGUCGGGACAUGACGCUAGAAAGCGCUGAUCUUGUGCCGAUGGAAUACAAAGAGUACGAUAUCAUGGGACACGGGCCAUACAAGGGCGUAGAACCCAUGGUAGUCUUUGCUUUAGCAUCGGACGACGGUUGCAGACACGAAAUAACCGUUCACCCUGCGGUUAAUCUGGCAAUGCGUGGAGGCUUGACAUGGUCAAACACUUCUACUUUCUACAUUGAGGAUGAGCUGCUGCCCCUCGGUAGAAUGCCGUUUCCCAGUAACGUCUCCUCGACCAGUCCGUAUGCGCGCCACUAUGCCUCUCCAGAAUGUGCAGACCGGGAUAUCAUCAUUCUCAACACCCCGUGGACCAAGCCCGUCAGGUUGGAGCUGAGUGAAGCGGCAGGGACAGGACUUGAGCUCAACAGGACCUAUGAACGCUCGCCUGACUUUCGCAUGAAGGCAUUGCUUUGCAAAUCUCAGUAUUCUAUGGAAACACACAACACUUCUACUUCAAUAGGCCAAGGCAAAGAGCCGAACAUUACGUCCAUGGAGUCGGACCAUAUUCAGCCCGUGUCAAUCACGAAAGAUAUGAUAGACAUCCCUAAAUUUGAAGAGAUGGCACUACAAGACACUUGGAAAUACUAUUUUAACGCCGAAAGCAUAGCGACUGAUGCGGACCGUGCUCUGGGCGGCCAGCUUGGCCCUUACUCCGAUCCGAACAUGACGACCAACGCUCCAGAGUUCUUUGGGCUUGGUCCGCUGCUUGGCGCUCUCUAUUCAUUCAACGUUACCGAAAUGUUGAACGACAGGGAGUUUGUUUCCCGCGCAGAAAGAGUCAAAGGAAGAUUCUUCACGGAGUGUCUUCGCGAGGCCUUGAACGACCCCGACGUAACACGCGUCGAAGUUACAAAAGGGAAGGCAACAGUGGUCGAAAAUAGAAUCAUGGUACUCCAAGAGAUCGGAAUCGCUUUGGCUACCCUCUUCUUGGUCUCCUUCUUGCUACUCAUCAUGGUAUUUUGGGUCUCACGACUAUCAUUUCGGCCGCUCGACCUCAGCAUGGACCCCGGCAGUACCCUUGGACAUGCUAUAAUCCUCCAACCCUAUUUUGCGAUGUCGCAACGGCCAACACCCAUCACCAAUGGAGCGGGUCUUACGUACCGUUCCAAAACCUGGGCUGGUGCGGCUAUCAAAGCCGCCCGCAACAAGCAUUGGAUGCUGUUCCUAGUCGCUACUGGAAGCGUUCUCUGCCAAAUUCGAUACUGGUCCCCAGUAAAUGUCGAAGAGUUUCCAAACGCAGACAGUCAGUGGCCGGUUCCAUUUGUUACGAAAUGGAUCGUUGGUAAGCCUGUAACAGUACCAGGCAGAGACGAGAACCAAGGACCAAUGCUGCUUUUCAAAGAUGUACCCGAUUUACAAGCCGCUCGUUGCAUGCCGAUAGUGGAGACGUCAGAUGCCAAAGUGGUCGUGGACGUGGAAACGGGCAUGGUCCAAUCCUAUGAGAUCAUCAGCCCCGUCGGCCCUGCAAAAUCAGCAUGGUCCGAAGUGUUUGUCCGACACGCGCCGACCCAUGGCAACGCAACGCAGCAAUACGACAAAAAAUACCGAGGACCGUUGAACGUCACCACGAGUUAUGGGGUCUUAUUCAUGGGAUCCAUGUUCAAGGCCGCUGACCCGAAUCUUGGGCCAGAAGGGACAUUAUUCAUGGAAUCUCUUCGCGACAAUGCCUUCAUCAUGCGCGACGCUGAAACCGGCAUGAACAUGGACCUGAUGACAUACAGCAUGUAUAGCCUCGCCAACAAGGAUCCGCAGGCUUUGCUCGACUACGCAACACUUGUCACACACGCAAACCAUACCUUCCAAACUUUCUUCCAGCACUUCAUCAGCAAUGGUCUAUCUCUAGAGCAAGGCGGUUGGGGGUACCAAAAGAUCGGCGACAACAGUACACAUGCGUUAGGAGAGCCAGUGACAUUGGAUGGCAGGGUUCUUCCGCGACGCAAGUUCUUCAUAUGA